Clonostachys rhizophaga is the source of this 1680-nucleotide messenger RNA. The record is from the annotation of a GenBank genome assembly. NCBI's taxonomy places the organism in Eukaryota, Fungi, Ascomycota, Sordariomycetes, Hypocreales, Bionectriaceae.
AUGCCCCACGCUGUGUCGAUGGCCUCGACCGGGCUUCAAGCCCUCAUUCUAUGCGGCCCAGGGUCCUCGUUUCCAACCUUCACCUCAAACCCAGAUGAGCAUCCCAAAGCGCUGCUUCCGAUUGCCAAUCGGCCCAUGGUCUGGUAUCCCAUCGAUUUCUGCUACCGAAUGGGUGUUACAGAUAUCACAUUGGUUUGCCCACCAUCAGCUUCGCAAGCCAUCAACACCGCAGUCAACACAAACCCUUAUCUGACUGCUCUACCGUUGCCGCGGCCUGACGUGCUCGCACCGGCUGAUCUGGACUACAACACCGGAACAGCUGAGAUUCUACGUCUGCCGGAAGUCAGAAACCUGGUCAAGUCCGACUUCAUCGUCCUACCCUGCGACUUGGUCUGUGAAGUUGGCGGCGAAAAGCUUCUCCAGGCAUGGAUGGUCAAGUCAGCCAGUCUGACCGAUCUCUUAAGCAGCUUGAAACUGAGCAAUGGGAAGAACAUCCCCAGCAGCGGAGGUCUCGGCGUCUGGUAUGAUACCAAAGCGAUCGUCCCCAUCAAGAAGGAGGAAACAGACUUCAUCGCCACGGCGCCUAUAGCCCCCACGCCUACCCCGACCCCCAAGGACUCUCUCAUUCCCAAGUUGAGAAACCUUGUCUAUUCUAUUCCCACAGACUCAUUGAAGGAUCUGACGGAGGAGAGAAAGGGCGUCCCCAUCCGCCAUGGUUUGGUGAAGGCUCACCCUCGUGUCCGCAUGCUCACCACCCACCGAGAUGCCCACAUAUACAUCUUCCCCAAGUGGAUCAUAGACUUUGUCAAAGAAAACGAGCGAUUCGAUAGCAUUGGAGAGGACGUGGUGGGAUGGUGGGCCAAGGCUGGCUGGCAGAAGGGCCUCGCGGAAAAGCUACACGUCCUCGAUGUUUGUGAACAGAAGCACACCAAGGAUGACGAUGCCAACCCAGACUCGCCCACCAGUGGCCACUCCCACCAGGAACCUAGCGUACCUGGUGGCUCUUCAGUAUACCAGAGCUCGCUCCUGACGGCUGCUUACUUGGGUCAGGACUUGAGACGGGAGUCUGACUCUCCCAAGAGCGCUCACGCGAAGCAAGUACCGCCGAUUCUGGCCUACGUUCAUUCCGGCGAAGCCCAAGCACCAGGGUCCCUGAUCAGACGUGUUGACACCGCUCAACUUCUCCUUGCGCUCUCUCUGCAGCUUGCCAAGAUUCCCUCGCUCGAAGAGAGUGGACCAGAGGCAUCGUCCCCAUAUGCUCACAGCAAGAAGAUUGCGUACCCUGAGGGCGUCAAGUCUCGCACCACGAUUACGAAGCAAGACUGCUUGAUCGACAACAACGUCACCAUUGAGGAGAAGACAUCAAUCAAGGAGUGCGUGAUUGGCGCUAACUGCCAGAUCAACGAGGGGGCAAAGCUCUCCCAAUGUCUUCUCAUGGAUGGAGUCGUAGUUGGAAAGGGCUGCAAGCUGACAAAGUGCAUCUUGGGGAAGAGAUGCGUCAUUGGGGCCGGCUCCGUACUAACUGAUGUUGAGGUCCAGGAGAACCUCUUAGUAGAACCUAGAACGGAGGACAAGGACAACAAACUGAUGAGCUCGGAGGGUCUAGAAGCUACGGAGGCAGAGAUGGAGGAGGUUCUCCAGGAGCAAGAGCUCUCCACGGAAGAUGCCGUGGAAGACUAA